CCUCAAUAUGUGGUAGAGCUUCGGGUUUUGCUCAUGGUGAGGAUGGAUGCUCCUUUUGGUUUGGGCUGAUGCUUGUGAGAAUAUAGCAGUGUUUUCCAUCAGGCUCCAAGUGACCCUGGCUUAUUAUGCCAAAGAUUUGGGUGGAAAAGUGAAGUUCUGUUUUAGUUGCAUGGAUGAGAGGACUUUAUAUCUACUGAAGAUGCUUCAUAUACUAAUAUGAUGUGAUUUUUUUUGUCAGGUUCUAUUUUCUUAUAGAAACUAAACAUGCCUAAGGAGAGAAGAGAUAGGUCUGUUUCUUUUGAUAGGAGCAGAGCUUCUCCUUAUUCUUGUAGCUCGAGUCACUCAAGGCAAUCGUUGUCCAAAAACCCUUUGGAAAAUGAGGAAAAUGUGAAGGACUGGGAAGAUGCUCGAUGCCCAGUGUGUAUGGAACAUCCUCAUAAUGCUAUUCUCCUUCUGUGUGCCUCUCAUGAGAAGGGCUGUCGUCCUUUUAUGUGUGACACAAGUUAUAGGCAUUCAAAUUGUUUUGAUCAGUUCAAAAAGUCGUUUGAAGAAGCUUCAGCAUCAACAACACAGCAAGUGGAGAUCCCAACUUCAGCUUCUAUUACGGAAUCUACUGUAGUGUUAUCAGAAGCUCUGUCUGAACUGCCAGGUGAAAGAACUGAAGGUGGUUCUAUAUCCCUAGAUGCCUUGUCUUGCGAGAACCAUGAAAUAAAGAAGAUGCUAUGCCCUCUCUGCCGUGGCCAGAUAAAUGAUUGGAUUGUUGUAGACUCUGCCCGCUGUCACAUGAAUGCUAAAUUAAGAAGCUGCUCUAGCGAGACAUGCGAGUUCAGUGGCACAUAUACAGAUUUGCGUAAGCAUGCUAGGCAGGAGCAUCCUCUUGUACGUCCUACAGAAGCUGACCCAGAGAGGCAGCGCAGUUGGAGGAGGCUGGAACGACAGAGAGAUUUAGGAGAUUUGCUCAGUACAUUGCAGUCAUCUGUUUCAGAAGAGGGUAGUGAAAGCACCAGUUUAACCUUCGAUGAAGGUGGUUUGCUGACUGUUUUUCUCUUUGUUCGGAUUCUCCAACCUAGGAGUAAUUCUCGGAGUAGUAGCUGGUCAGGUUCCUCAAGAACUCGGGCUCAGGCAACUGGGAGGAGACGACCUUCAAGAAGACUUUGGGGUGAAACCUAUGAAGGGGAAAUUGAUACUAGAGAAGACGAGAAUGAAGACUCUGACGGAGGGUCAGGUCCCCGGAGACGCCUGCGUCGACAACCAACACCAGAAAAUUAGUUCUGGCUGCAAACAUGUGUUUGCUUGCUGUUCCUUUUGAAUGUUACCGCUGUAGGUGGAGGGUACCUCGUGGUCCAAAAUAUGUUGUGCUGAAGCUCUGGGGAAUCGAUUCUUGGAUACAAGAUUCAGGAGUGGAAAUGGAGGAUUGUGUUUGGUUAGUAGUAUAACUUGUAUACAUGUCUUUCUUGAUGAAAUCUCAUCUCAGCCUGUGUGCUAUGCAAAUGCUUUAAAUCUAUUUUUUACUUGAAUUGAUAAAGUUGGAAAGCAAUUUGCUAGUUUUGCUUCUUGUCUUAUGAAUAAACCCCAAUACUGCAAGCAAAAUAUUAU
Messenger RNA from Solanum verrucosum, 1596 nucleotides. RefSeq lists its product as uncharacterized. The record is from RefSeq and is a predicted model, not a curated record. The transcript is spliced from 3 exons. The coding region runs from base 265 to 1269 and encodes 334 amino acids. NCBI's taxonomy places the organism in Eukaryota, Viridiplantae, Streptophyta, Magnoliopsida, Solanales, Solanaceae.